Molecule: messenger RNA, 4494 nt
Organism: Linepithema humile (Argentine ant)
Lineage: Eukaryota; Metazoa; Arthropoda; Insecta; Hymenoptera; Formicidae
Gene: nwk
Product: nervous wreck
Biological process (GO): regulation of actin filament polymerization; neuromuscular synaptic transmission
Cellular component (GO): recycling endosome; neuromuscular junction
Molecular function (GO): protein binding
Source: RefSeq, a predicted model, not a curated record
CCAAAUAGCUGCCGAGAGUUGUCAAAAUUUGCGGCACACGCGGCACAGGAUGUGAUUUUUUAUGCUACAUAUAUGUAAUAAAAGGUUUUGGUAAAGGACUUUCCUAAACAAGUUUAUGCAUAAUGAAGUGUAGGCUUAGUAGGUCGUCGAGGAGGAAGUCGUUCGCCGACCCGGAAGUGGCGCAAGCGCCAUCGGAGGAGGGAGUUGGACGAUCAAUAAACGGCGCACUACCCCCGGUGAUGGCCUCAGGAGGGCAGGAGAUCAGUAGCGUACGGGCGCACGAACGGUGCACGGCGAGGGUGCGUGCGUGCGUGCGUGCGUGGGGUGUGUGCGCAUAAAAGGUUAGUUGCGAGCGAGCGAGGGCGAGUGAGAGUAAAAUUGACCUCUCCUCUCGAUCUCUCGGCGCUGCGGGAAAAACUCGCCUCAGCAUGCAACCACCGCCAAGAAAAGGAAAUUUCGCGAAGUUUCUAAAGAAUGUACAUACGGAGCAAGUGGCAAAAUUGCAAGCGAAAAACCAACACGAAUGCGAUCUUUUAGAAGAUAUACGUAAUUUUACGAUAAAAAAAUCUGCCAUUGAAAAAUCUUACUCUGAGGCGUUAUUGAAAAUAUCAUCCGCAUACUUGAACAAGAAGAUUCCAAACAUACCAGAUCUCAAAGUCGAUGGAGCAGAAGAGAAAUGGAACAUGUGGAACGUGUGGCGAACUGUGCUGGAGGAAAACGAAAAGCUGGCGCGCGCGCGUCUUGCAGCCGUCGAAGUCUUCCAGCAGCAGAUCGCCGACGACGCCAAGGUUCUUAAGAUGCACAAGCUACAGAUUUCCAAGAAGGCAAUUGACCAAUUAUUGAUAGUACAAAAGGAGCUACAAACCUGCGUACAGGAUGUCGACAAAACGAAGAAGUUGUACUUCGACGAAGAACAUAGCGCACACGAUGUGCGCGAUAAAGCAAAGGACAUUGAAGAAAAAUUGAAGAAGAAAAAAGGCUCCUUCUUCCAGUCGAUAACGUCGUUACAGAAAAAUAGCGCCAAGGUGAGCUCGAAGCGGGACGCUUUGGAGGAGAAAUCAACCGGAGCACGCAAUGAUUACUUAUUGAGUCUCGCCGCUGCCAAUGCCCAUCAAAACCGAUAUUUUGUAGUCGAUUUACAGUCCACUAUGCAAUAUUUGGAACAAGGAGUUUACGAUAAGGUAGCGGAAUAUUUGACGCUGAUGGGACGCACGGAACUACUCACUUGUCUAGCUACGCAAAACAGCUUCGGCAAAAUUCGCGAUCAAGCUCAGCAGCUUACUAGAGAAUACAAUAUCCAAUGUUGCUGUUUAUACUAUCCUGUCUUGAAGCAACACAUUCAGUACGACUUUGAGCGCUGCGAUAAUGAUCAAGUAGAAAGGGUAACCGCUGAUCAUGCGGCAGCAACAACGUUGGGCAAAGAGGCGCGUCGCUGGUCGACGAGAAUUGCCCGUGAAGUCAGCAGUAUCCGCGAAAACAAUCGAAAGCUGCAGGCGCUAUAUCAACUCAAAGAAGCUGGUCAAAAGACUGAUCCGAACGAUCCCAAUGGUCCAGAUUUAGAUACUAAGAUGGACGAAUUAAAGCACGCUAUUCGACGAGCCGAGACUGCAAAACUCAAGGCGGAAGCAAGGAUAGAAUGUCUUCGAAACGGCGGAGUAAAUGUGGACGAAUUCCUGCAAGAGGCCGAAACACUCAGCGUUCAGGAUAUGCCACGUUCAGCUAGUUCCCUCUCUGUCAGGACUGACGCAUCCGGUGCAGCGGAACAUCCAUCGUCGGACUCGUUUUACGAUAGCGACGGUGACGGCGGAAGCGAUUUAACUACUGUCGAGCGGCCCGGAAAGACAUCGCAGCAGGAAGAAGAAAUUGAAGAAAGGCAGAGACAUGAUAGUGCGGAGGUUGAUGCAUUGCUGGAGCAGGAAAAGCAACGAAUAGAAGAGUUGACUGCAGGCUGGGACGAUCCUACAGCUGUCAACUGGAACGAGUUAAAAGACGAUCAAGAUAUGACACAUGAAAUGCCGGAGAUGCCUUCUAAUCAACCCAUUUACAAGUGCACCGCUCUUUACACUUACACUGCGCAAAAUCCUGACGAGCUGUCCAUCGUGGAAAGCGAGCAAUUGGAUGUGGUUGGCGAAGGCGAUGGAGAUGGAUGGUUAAGAGCGAGGAAUUAUCGCGGAGAAGAGGGUUUUGUGCCCCAAAAUUAUCUCGAUGUGGAGAGAGAGCCGGAAGUCGCUUCUGGCGGCCUGUCUUCACAAGGCCCAGGUCUGGUUCAGCAAAUUUCCUUUUCAUCUGUCGACUACACUAUUGAUGAUCACGAUGCCGUUGAUCCCGACGCUAAUUUGCAAAUCGAUUCGGAAGCCAUUAUACAAAAUCAUAUCGGAGAAGCGGAGCAAUAUUGCAUUGCGCUGUACGAUUAUGACGCUACGUGCGACGAGGAACUGAGUUUUCUGGAAGGCGACAUCGUCAAGGUGCUUAGGAAAGAACCGCAUGACGUAGACGAUGGUUGGUGGGAAGGCGAGCUGAGGGGACAGCAAGGUCUAUUUCCCUCUCUCGUUGUGGAACCUUGCGGUCCAGACGGAGCUCCUUUAACACCACAGGACGAUUUAACACCACCGAGUUCCGCGCCACCGGUCUUUACUCCACCAGAGAUACCAGAAUUUUUGCUGGCCGAUGAGCUUGCACAAUUGGAAGAAUCGCAAGAAGAGAAGCCAGUGAUGACCGACGAUGGAGGUUUUGCUAUAAAUCUGUCGAAGGACCAAAAGGACCACUAUGGCUCGCAGUUCGAUUGUGACCAACCGGAAGCGCCAGAUAUAUUAGUCGUGGAGAUAUCAGAUGAAUCGAGCGAUAAGGCGAUAAAGUCUGAAGACGCUAAACCGGCGGAAGACUCUGAACUCACUGAUGAAGCGGACGAUGUCGGUCUCGGCGUUGCCCAAAUCGUUAUCACAGCCGCGACUCCGAUGGAGGAGGUUGAGCACCCGUUUCCGGGGGAGGAAACAGAAGAACCGGCGAAAUCCACGGAAAUCUCCGAUGCUGAUCCUGAACUUUCAAGCAUGACUUCGGAUCCGAACGAGAGCGAGUGUAAAGAAGAAGAGGCAACUGUCAUUCUAGAUGAAAAAGAGGGAGAAGAGACUGAGGAAAAAUCUUUAAUCGACGAACUUCCGGCUGAUUCGGCGCCGUUCCCGAUUAGCAGUAGUUCCGGAAGUGAAGCGGAAUCGACCGCUUCUGGCCCCAGCAACGAAACUUCUCAAUCUAGAGGAACGGUCGUGGAAGUGACGCAAGAGAUCGCAGACGUCAUGGAGGAAGAGGAAGAAAUAGCGCCAGGGAGUAAAAUGUUAGUAGGCGGCAGGGCCAGCAUUCCGGACGAGCUACAGCCGGAUCAGCUGGAGAAAUUGCAGUCGUUGAAGGAAUCGAAUGCCUAGGGCUGACUGGGCCCUGAGGCCCACAAGGACAGGAUUACCUUGCCUGAUGGCCAUCCCGAUAACUUCCGACAUCUGCUAGACUUCUGGCGAUCGCCUCAAGUGCUGAGCAAGAAGGAUUAAUAAGACUCUUCUAAUACUGAUAGGUUCUUAUGGUGAUCGAAUGGUGAAGAUGUUUGGGAUUGUAACUGAACUAUUUUUAGGAUAAUACUGGCCUGCAAAACUAGACAUUUUCUUUGUUGUUUUGAGAAAAUAGAGUAAUUUUUGUGCGCUGAAUUCAAAUUUGGAUCUCAAUAAAUGCAUGUUACAUCAGAAUUUUUAGAAAAUCAAAGGAAAAUGAUAUAAAAAGAAUUACGAUUUUAUAUGAUUCUUUUUAAUUAAGAAGCUUGCUACGAUGAUAUUCAGUCGUGAUAAAGAUUUUUUAGGCAAUUCCGAAAGUAGACCUCCAGGAGUUUAUCUACGCUAUUAGUUGAUCGCAAUGCUCAAUGCUAUAUCGAUGCUGAAGAGAUAAUUUGAAUAAAAUGAAAUAAUUUCUAUGCAUCAAUCAGUGUUUGAUUUCAUGCAAUGUGAAUGUCGUUAUGUUUCGCACUGUCUAAAUAUAUCGGGUUAAAAAAAAUAAAAUCCAUUAAAAAAAAUUAGUAUUUUAAAAUAAAAAAAAAUAAAAAAAAAUGUAAAAAUUGCUAUUUUUGCAUAUUUUUCUUUUGUUCAUUCAAAACUCUGAUAAAGCAUAUUUUUUGAGGCUGAAUUCGGAUUUAGCACAUAAAAAACUGAAAAAUUACUCUUCUUUCUCAUGGACUCACGUAGAGCAGUGUAAUGGACGUUAAUAGAUCAAGUGCUGUUGAACAGUCUAGAUUCUAGCCAUAGAUAUAAAACUCAUGCGCCAGACAUUUAUUAGAUUCUGAAGAAUUAAAAUUUAAUUGAAUCAUAAACACGUUGAAAAUGUGUAGGUUACAUAUUGUAAUCACAACAAAUCAAUUAGUAAAAAAGGGAUUGAUUUAUAAAACUAUCUAGAUCGCUACAUUGAUCUAUUAACGUACCUGAAAGAAGAGAUAAUAAUUUGGCAACUUAAAAAAAAAAAAAA